Molecule: messenger RNA, 2629 nt
Organism: Symphalangus syndactylus (siamang)
Lineage: Eukaryota; Metazoa; Chordata; Mammalia; Primates; Hylobatidae
Gene: CRACR2B
Product: calcium release activated channel regulator 2B
Cellular component (GO): trans-Golgi network membrane
Molecular function (GO): calcium ion binding
Source: RefSeq, a predicted model, not a curated record
CGGGCGCGCGGCAGGUGCGGCGGCGCAGCUCGCAGGUAGGCGACCGCUGGUCCCACCGCUGAGGCCCGUCCACUGCCGCCCGCCCGGCACCCGCCGCCGGCACCCCCUCCGGGCCGCCGUGGCCCGCGCCAAACCUGAGCGUCUCGGUCGGGAACUCCUGUUAUCCCCUCGGGGCGCGCGGCGGCAGGGGUAAGGGCGGGCUUAUCCCCCAGAGUUUCGGGGAGCACAGGAGGCUGGCCGCCCCACCCCGCCAGCCCAGCCUCCCACCUCCCUGGGGCCCUGACGCCGCGCGGCUUCCGGCUGGGGUGGACCUCCGGUCUAGCCGGCAAGCCGGAGGGCGGGCGAGGCGACAACGUGGCCUGGAGGCAACGGCCCUGGCCUCUCGUGUCCCCUUCUCUCACCUGCCCAGACUUGCCCUCUUUGGAGGUCGCCGGGGCUAAGGAAGAAACGCUGGGCGGAGAGUGAGGGGAUAGGAUCCCAGCUCUCCAGUGGGGGAAGGCGGGGGUUGGUGGGUAGCAGCUUUGGGAAAUCCGGGAUCAGGACAUUGUGUGAAGGACAGGUGGCUCUGGUUAGGGGGCGGGGCGUCCCUGCAAGGAGGUGGGAAGGGAGGCCCCAGGGAGUUCUGAAACAGGGAAGGGCCUUAGUGUUGUGGGGAAAGGGUGUUAGGUCUCGAAUCUGAAAGUGUUCCUGAGUGGGGCGUCAGAGGCGCAGGGCUCUGCAGGCUGGGACCUUGCCCCUGCACUCUGUGGGCUCAGUUGUGGGGAGGGAGGGGCCGGUGGGCAGGAGGGAGAAGUUUGCCCUGCCUGCCAGCUGUCAUGAGGCUGGGCCACACAGGUCCAGGCCAGGGGCUAAGGACUUGUGACCGGCUCCUCCCUCACUGACCCCAAGCCUGCUCCUCUCAGCUUUCAGGAUCCCACCUUCCUUAUCACCAGGUCUUCUCCACUGGCCCCUGAGAUUGCCAUCACCUCCAGCUCCUCCUCUCCUGAAGUUGGCAGCCCCUCCUGGGUUCCAGCCUCCUGAGAUGCCAGACCCACUGGGGCAGCACCCACAGGCCCUGAGCCUACAUCACCCAUCCCAGUGACACCCCAAGCCUGCAGCAUUUUCCACCCCCAGCCCUCUGGCCCCACCUUGCCUUCAGCCCACCUUCCCACCUGCUGAAGGGAGGGCCCUCGGCUGAGCCUUCAGACACACUUGCACCCCAUCUGCUCCCCUCUGAAUUUCUUCUGGCCCUCCCUUGGCUUCACAGCACCUGAAGGCCAGGCUGAGGACCCCUGCUGUCAUGGCCAGCCCCAGAAAGCCUGGGGCUGAUGAGGCCCAGGAGGAAGAAUGGGAGCUCGAGGGGGGCUCUGCAGGGCCACAGACUGCAAUGCUGGAGCAGGCCGAAGAGCUGUUUCUGCUGUGUGACAAGGAGGCUAAGGGUUUCAUCACCAGGCACGACCUGCAGGGUCUCCAGAGCGACCUGCCCCUCACACCAGAGCAGCUGGAGGCUGUGUUUGAAAGUCUGGACCAGGCUCACACUGGCUUCCUCACCGCCCGGGAGUUCUGCCUGGGCCUGGGGAUGUUUGUGGGGGUGGAGUCGGCCCAGGGAGCGAACCCCUGCAGGACUCCCGAGGAGACCUUCGAGUCGGGCGGGCUCGACGUGCGGGGCACGGGGGGGUCUCUGGAUGAGGAGGAGGAAGAGGAGGAGCCAUACCACACGGCGCUGGAGCAGCUUGGGGUGGCCCCGGUCCUGGGCGAGCAGCGGGCUGUGAGGACACUCUGGGCCAGGCUGCAGCGCGAGCGCCCCGAGCUGCUGAGAUCUUUCGAGGAUGUUCUGAUACGCGCGUCGGCCUGCCUGGAGGAGGCGGCCCGGGAGCGCGACGGCCUGGAGCAGGCGCUGCGGAGGCGCGAGAGCGAGCACGAGAGGGAGGUGCGCGCUCUGUACGAGGAGACGGAGCAGCUUCGUGAGCAGAGCCGGCGCCCGCCGAGUCAGAACUUCGCCCGCGGGGAGCGGAGAAGCCGCCUGGAGCUGGAGCUGCAGAGCCGCGAGCAGGACCUGGAACGCGCGGGCCUGCGGCAGCGGGAGUUAGAACAGCAGCUGCACGCCCGGGCUGCGGAGCACCUGGAGGCGCAGGCCCAGAACUCCCAGCUGUGGCGGGCGCACGAGGCGCUGCGAACGCAGCUGGAGGGGGCGCAGGAGCAGAUCCGCAGGCUGGAGAGCGAAGCGCGAGGCCGCCAGGAGCAAACCCAACGGUGCCCGGGGAUGGGGCUGGGCGGGCCCCGGUGCGUGUCCCGGGGGCGGGGCCGGCGGGCGCUCAGGUCUGGGCCACUUUCACCCCCAUCUCAAGUCCCAUGCCCGCCCCGUGGGAGGGAGGGUCUUCUAGGGGGUCCUGGGGCUCCCCAGGGAGCCUUCCUGCAGCCAGGUCACCACCUCCCACCCACAGAGACGUGGUCGCCGUCUCCAGGAACAUGCAGAAAGAGAAAGUCAGCCUGCUACGGCAACUGGAGCUGCUCAGGGAGCUGAAUACACGGCUGCGGGAUGACAGGGACGCCUGCGAGGCCAGGCAGGCGGCCAGCAGCUGCAGGAAGGCUCUGACAACAGCCCGCUUGCCUGGGCCCACCUGCUGCUGCUGCUGUUGCUGGGCUCGGC